AUGUCUUUAAAAAAACAUGGUUCUAUUGAUGCCUGGUGUCAAAUUGCACAUCCUAAUUUUAUCAAAGGAGUUCCAGAAGUAUCACGUCUUAUGAUACAAUCAAAAACACCUCAAGAGUAUUUAGAAAAGGGACUCACACCUGAACAGACAAUUGAAUUAAUGGAUGAAACCGGAAUUGAAAAAUUGUGUUUAAACGCCUGGUACAGACCUGGAAAAGUAAUAAUUUCUAAUGAUAUGAUCAGUGAAUGGGUACAAAAAUAUCCAGAUAGGUUCAUUGGAAUUGCAGGAGUUAAUUUAUUAGAUCCUUUUGAAGCCGUUAAAGAAUUGGAAAGAGCUGUUAAUGUACUUGGUUUUAAAGGGCUUCGAGUUAUUCCAUGGCUUUAUAAUCUUCCACCAAAUGACAAGCAUUAUUAUCCUCUUUAUGUAAAAUGUAUUGAAUUAGAUAUUCCAUUUUUUACGCAAGUUGGACACACAGGACCAUUAUGUCCAUCAGAAACAGGAAGACCAAUUCCUUAUAUUGAUGAAAUCGCACUUACAUUUCCUCAAUUAAAAAUUGUUGGAGGGCAUAUUGGUUAUCCUUGGACAAAUGAAAUGAUUAGUGUUUGUUGGAAGCAUCCUAAUGUAUACAUCGAUACUUCGGCAUACCUUCCUCGUUAUUAUCCUACAUAUGGUCAAGACAAAGUUUGUUAUGGUACAAAUUUUCCUCAACUUGGUUGGAAAAAUACAAUGAAACAAGUAAAUGAAUUAGGAUUAAGUGAUAAAGUUAAAGACAAAUUUAUGUAUAAAAAUAUGGCAAAACUGCUUAAAUUAGAAAUAAAGGCAAAAUUAUAA
This is a messenger RNA of Racocetra fulgida, 831 nucleotides long. NCBI's taxonomy places the organism in Eukaryota, Fungi, Glomeromycota, Glomeromycetes, Diversisporales, Gigasporaceae. The record is from the annotation of a GenBank genome assembly.